CGAAAGAAUAGAAAGAGUACUUCCUCUCUCUCUCUCUCUCAGCUUCGCCCCUCUCUCUCUCUCUCUCUCUCUCUCUUGCUUUACCAGCUGUGAUUUGGAGCAACCCAUAUAAGAUUCGGUAAUGGCGUCACCGUUGAAGGUGGCGGCGGCGAUUGCAGUGGUUGUGGCGGUGAUCUGCCUGUCUCCGGGCGGUGGCGGAGGAGGAGGGAGGAUAGUGGGGGUUAUGGCUGAAGCGGGGACGUGGUGCGUGGUGAGGAGUGACGCCAGCGAGCAGCUGCUCCAGUUGGCGCUCGACUACGCCUGCAGCACCGGCGCCGACUGCGCGCCGAUUCAGUCGUCGGGGCUCUGCUACCUCCCCAACACCCUCCAGGCCCACGCUUCCUACGCCUUCAACAGCUACUUCCAGCGCCGCAGUAACGCUCCCGGAAGCUGCGACUUCGCCGGCGCCGCCACCAUCGCUCGCACUGACCCCAGCUAUGGAUCUUGUGUUUAUCCAUCGUCUGCAAGCAUGGCGGGAGGGGCAGGGGUGGGUACGGGCACGACAAACCCAUCGCUAACCGCCCCGCCUCCACCAGUCACGACCACUCCCACCUUUGGGCGAACGCCGGGACUGACACCGGGCUUCGGACCACAAGGACCGGACGCGAGCGACUCUAAGGGCCAUGUGGAGUUCUCAGUUGCAACAGUUUUGAUCCAUGUAUGCUGCCUCCAUCUUCUUCUUCUCUCAAUCAUGUAGCAAUCCGUGCAGGGCUGUGAAGUGAAGCCGCAUUGGGUGGGUGAAGAUUAGGUGAAUUAUAGAGCACAGUUUUGCUAGAAAUUGGAGCCUCAGCCUUAAAUCUUUUGGGGAAGAAUAGCUGUUCAUGUGGGUUUCUUGCAGAUUGAUCAGAUCAGCCAGCUAGGAUUUAAGUGAAUUUUGAGCUCCUCCUUGCUUCCUUCCUUCCUAUUAGAACUUCGUGUAGAUUUUGUGAAUUCAAUUCAAUUGUUGUUACAGUUUUCAGUGAUAAUUAGUUUAUUGCAGUGGCAGUGGGUGGUUUUGUAGUAAUUUUCUGGACAGUAAAGGGCUUCAGUGUUAUAAAUGAGAAAGAUGGGCUGAAGUGAGAUUACUUUUACGAACAACCUUGUCCAUAUUAUGCAAAGAGAUCCUUCCCAUUACCUAAACCCUAUGAUCUAGUCACGAAAGAGCAAUCUUUCCAUCCUUACAAGUCAUGUGGAGAGGAGCUCCAAGUGUUCCCAGGACACAAAAGUGCAUCAAAUAUUAGUAAAUUUUGUGUGGUUGAGGGCAAAAAC
Messenger RNA from Diospyros lotus (date-plum), 1287 nucleotides. Its product is annotated as PLASMODESMATA CALLOSE-BINDING PROTEIN 3-like. The record is from RefSeq and is a predicted model, not a curated record. The transcript is spliced from 3 exons. Bases 122 to 736 code for a protein of 204 amino acids. Lineage: Eukaryota; Viridiplantae; Streptophyta; Magnoliopsida; Ericales; Ebenaceae.